This is a messenger RNA of Neoarius graeffei (lesser salmon catfish), 1489 nucleotides long. Its product is annotated as heme oxygenase-like. The transcript has 6 exons. The record is from RefSeq and is a predicted model, not a curated record. The coding region runs from base 114 to 1055 and encodes 313 amino acids. Gene Ontology annotation, biological process: response to oxidative stress; heme catabolic process; heme oxidation. NCBI's taxonomy places the organism in Eukaryota, Metazoa, Chordata, Actinopteri, Siluriformes, Ariidae. Gene Ontology annotation, molecular function: heme oxygenase (decyclizing) activity; heme binding.
AGAGGCAGCUCCAGAGAGAACUCCACAACCUCCAACAGAGCAGAGAGAUUCUCUUGACACAAAACAGGAAAACUGCAAACCCUGACAGAAAACUAUCCAAAGACGAGCUGAAAAUGGAAGCAGAUAAGCAGAAAGCACAGACUGAGAAGGUUCAGGUCACAGACCGUGACCUGUCCGAGCAGAUAAAGGCUGCGACUAAAGAAAGUCAUGUCCGAGCCGAGAACACGGAACUGAUGCUGGCCUUCCAGAGAGCAAACAUCGGCCUGCAACAGUAUAAGCUCCUGCUGUGCUCCUUGUAUAAGAUCUACGAAGCUCUGGAAGAGGAACUGGACAGGAACGCUUCUCAUGACAGCGUCGCGCCAAUCUACUUCCCUCAGGAACUGGGCAGGACGGAGGAACUCAAGAAAGAUCUGGAGCACUUUUACGGUCCGGACUGGAGAGAGAAGAUGGUGGUACCGGCUGCUACGCUGAGAUACGCUCAGAGACUGAGAGAGAUCGGCAGCGAUCGUCCUGAAUACCUCGUGGCUCAUGCUUACACUCGCUACCUGGGUGAUCUGUCAGGUGGCCAGGUGUUGGGCCGCAUUGCCCAGAAGGCUUUAGGACUGAAGAACGGAGAGGGCUUGGCGUUCUUCUCCUUUCCCGCCGUCAGCAGCCCGAAUCUGUUCAAGCAGCUGUACAGAAGCAGGAUGAACAGCAUCGAGCUGACGGAGACGCAGAGAGAGGGAGUGCUGGAGGAAGCCGUCAGAGCCUUCGAGUUCAACAUCCAGGUGUUUGAUGAACUUCAGAACUUGGUGAGCAUCUCGGAGAAGAACGAGCUGAGGCAGAGACACAAAACGCCCAACCUCAAGACUCCAGGUAAAAACAUGUGCAAGCUGCACAAAUCCGGCAAUCUUUAUCUUAUCCAGCACGUUAAAGCCUCGACUGUCUCUCUUUCCUCAGACGCCAGAGUGAGCCAGAGCUCGGCGCUAUCCUCCUCACUGACGUCCGGCUCUCAGCUGCUCAGGAUGCUGCUCGGAGUGUGUUUAGCUCUGGCGGUCGGAAUGUAUGCCUUUUAAAUAUUACAGCUGUAUAUGAACGUGUAAAAUACUGUACUGUGUGGUAUGCAAAUGUAGAUAGUGACGAGUCAAUGUGAAACUUCUGAAUCAGGAAAAAUGUACAAUCUGUACACUUCUAUCCAACAUGCACUUUCCAUUCAGACAGGUUGUAUUUUGUACACUGUGUAAUUAUUUCUGUUUUGUGUAGCAAUCACAUCUUUUUAUAUGAAAAUUAUUAACUGUACUGUCCACAUAAUGAAUUAUCUUUGACCUGUACUGAAUGUAGCAAGGGGGUGUGUGUGUGUGUGUGUGUGUGUGUGUGAGAGAGACAGUAUACUGUUUUGCACAUUCUGAAGUGCUAGAAAUGUGAAAUACUUGUAAAUAUUUAGAGAAUACUAAGGUGUACCUUAGUAUUAGCCUUUUUAAAAAAAAAAUAAAUCACUGAAGCAAAAUUA